CUCAAGGAUUUAUCGUUUGAGAUAUUUCCAAAAAUACUUGAAAAGAUAGAAAGCGGAAUUUAAUGUAUAACGAAUUAAUUAUCUGUAUAACAUUCUAAUCCCAUCGACUGUUAAUAUUUGGAAAAAGCUGUGACCUGUUUGAAAAAUUAAAAAUAAUGGCUGGAGUAUUCGAUAUUGAAUUGCACGAAGGUGAUAGCGUAAAUCAUGAUGAGUCCGAUGACGAUGUUAUUGAGAGCAGAGAGGAAGAAUAUAGUCAUGCCUCAAAUGUAGAUGCAAUGCUGGAAUCUGAAAAUUUAGAAAGAGUACAAUUGUCGGAGCAAAAUGUUAAUCCAGGACAAGAGAAAACAGGUCCUCAGGAUUUUGAAUUAUGUAAAAUCCUUGGCGAGGGCGGAUAUGGAAAAGUUUUCCAAGUUAGGAAAGUUACAGGCCAAGAUAAAGGCAGCAUUUUUGCUAUGAAAGUGUUACGUAAGGCAUCUAUUAUAAGAAACCAAAAAGAUACAGCUCAUACUAAAGCAGAGAGAAAUAUAUUAGAAGCUGUCAAACAUCCAUUCAUUGUUAAUUUAAUGUAUGCUUUUCAAACUGGAGGUAAAUUAUAUUUGAUUUUGGAAUAUUUAUGUGGUGGAGAGCUAUUUACAUAUUUGGAUCGAGAAGGCAUCUUUUUAGAAGAUACAGCAUGUUUUUAUUUAUCCGAGAUUAUACUUGCCCUACAACAUCUUCAUAAUCAAGGAAUUAUAUAUAGAGAUUUAAAACCAGAAAAUAUUUUAUUAGAUGGAGAAGGUCAUGUAAAAUUAACAGAUUUUGGCCUUUGUAAGGAACAUAUACAAGAUGGUACUGUAACUCAUACAUUCUGUGGAACCAUAGAAUACAUGGCUCCUGAGAUCUUAACAAGAAGUGGGCAUGGAAAAGCUGUUGAUUGGUGGAGUUUAGGUGCUUUGAUGUUUGAUAUGCUUACAGGAAUGCCUCCAUUCACUGGAGAUGAUAGAAGAAAAACAAUUGAAAAAAUAUUAAGAGGAAAAUUAUGUCUUCCACAAUAUCUUACACCUGAUGCAAGAGACCUAAUUCGUAAACUAUUAAAGAGGCAAGUUGGUCAAAGAUUAGGAUCUGGACCUGAAGAUGCAGAGCAAAUAAUACAUCAUAACUUUUUUAAACACAUUAAUUGGGAAGAUGUUAUUUCACGAAAAUUGGAACCUCCUUUUAAACCAUCACUGAAAAGUGCAGAUGAUACUUCUCAAUUUGAUGAACAGUUCACUGCAACCAUUCCAGUAGAUUCACCUGUUGAAAGCACUUUAAGCGAAUCCGCAAAUAUGAUAUUUCAAGGUUUUACAUAUGUAGCGCCAAGCGUUUUAGAAGAAAUGUAUACACAACCAAGAGUUAUAAAUGCUAGGAGUCCACGCAGAGAACUUUUAAGUACUGGUUUUAGUGGUAGUCUUCACAGUCUAUCACCACGGACUCCAGAAACGCACCUUCGUACGCCUUCUCAGUUUCAUCAACUUAGGCAUCAUAUAGUAGGGCACAAUAACAUAGAAGAUACUGAAAUGAUGGACGUUGGUCGACUACCGAAUCAUUUAUAGUGGUCAGUGUUUAAUAAUGCAAACUUAUAAGACAUUAUUGAACUUCUAAAUUAUAUUGCAGAAUUAAUGUUUCUGCUGUGAAAAAUUGGUUAUGCAAUGAUCUGCAUUUGGGCUGCAAAAGUCCAAGAUGCACAUUUAGCUAAUUUUUCAGUUUCUAUAAAUAUAUAUGUGUAUGUAUGUAUGUAUGUGUAUAUAUAUAUAUAUAUAUAUAUAUAUAUAUGAUGGAAAUUAUGAUAAAAUAUUAACUUUUUGCUACAGAGGCAGUAAUGUUAAUUAUCUGCUACUCUUAUAGAACAUAUAAUUAUUGAAAUGAUGAAAUAUAAAUUUGAAGUAUAUACAUAUAAUGAAAUAUGUAUUUUACAUAUCACCACAUGUUGGUUUUGUGAUUAUUCUUCAUUUCAAUUAGGAAUAAUAUAUUUACAUGUAUGAAACCAGGUGUGAUGAAAAUGGGGAACUACAUUACAGUAAAAGUUACUCCAAGUGCUCUCUUUCUCUAUCUCUAUCUCUCUCUUUCUCUUUCUCUUUAAUUGGUAUAU
Messenger RNA from Vespula pensylvanica (western yellowjacket), 2107 nucleotides. Its product is annotated as ribosomal protein S6 kinase beta-1-like. NCBI's taxonomy places the organism in Eukaryota, Metazoa, Arthropoda, Insecta, Hymenoptera, Vespidae. Gene Ontology annotation, biological process: protein phosphorylation; signal transduction. Gene Ontology annotation, molecular function: ATP binding; protein serine/threonine kinase activity. The record is from RefSeq and is a predicted model, not a curated record. Bases 156 to 1571 code for a protein of 471 amino acids. The transcript is spliced from 14 exons.